UUGUGACCAGUGAGCUAUGUGACCUAGAUUUACUACACUGUAAACAAUAACCUGAGUCUUGCACCGGUCACGCAAGAUGGGGAGAUAUUAUAUCGGUGUAGAUGUUGGGACGGCGAGUGUACGAGCGGCACUCGUGAACAGCGACGGCGACAUUCUUGCGACAGCCAGCCAGCCAAUACAGAUAUGGGAACCAAAGCCAGGUUAUUACGAACAAUCAUCUGAAGAUGUUUGGGCAAUGUGCUGCAAGACAGUGAAGGCAGUCACAUCAAAAGUCAACAAGGAAGAAAUCAAAGGAAUUGGUUUUGAUUCAACAUGCUCUCUUGUGGUGCUUGGUAAAGAUGGACAGCCAGUCACUGCCAGUCCAUCAGGAGAUGCUAAUAGGAACAUAGUAAUGUGGAUGGAUCACCGUGCCUCUCAUCAAGCAGACAGGAUCAAUGCUACAAAACACAGGGUGCUGGACUAUGUUGGAGGGAUUAUAUCUCCAGAAAUGGAAACACCCAAGCUCAUGUGGCUGAAGGAGAACCUGAAAAUGGAAUGUUGGGAUAAAGCAGAAUAUUUCAUGGAGUUGCCAGAUUUUCUAACAUGGAAAGCAACUGGAAGCUUAUCAAGAUCGCUGUGUUCCGUGGUCUGUAAAUGGACCUAUGUUCUACAACCUGAAAGACCAGGGGAAGGAUCAUGGAGUAAUGAUUAUUUCAAACAAAUUGGCCUUGAGGAUUUGACAGAAGACAACUACAGAAAAAUAGGUAAUGACUUCAGAAUGCCAGGAUACCAGUGUGGUGAGGGUCUGUCUGAGCACGCAGCUGAAGAUCUAGGACUACGUGCUACAUUGGCAGUAGGAACUGGCAUAAUAGAUGCACAUGCAGGAGGAAUAGGGGUCAUUGGCUGUCAGACAGAAGUCACCAGACAUAUUCCACUGGGAUCCAGAAUAGCUGUCAUUAGUGGGACCUCUGCAUGUCACAUGAAGAUGAACAAAGACCCAGUGUUUGUCCCAGGGGUGUGGGGACCAUUCUAUAACGUAAUGGUGCCAGAGUUUUGGACAAAUGAAGCUGGGCAAACUGCUUGUGGGAAGCUGAUAGACCACAUUGUGGAAACACACCCAGCCUAUUCAGAAGCCCUUCAGAGAGCAGAGAAAGAGGGUAUUCAUUUGUCAGUUUAUUUGAAUCAGCUGAUUCAAUCAAUGGCAGAAAAGCAAGGUUUAAGUCAUAGUGCAGAGUUGACUCGUGACUUACACAUGUGGCCAGAUUUCCAUGGCAACCGAUCACCCCUGGCAGAUUCUACGUUAAAGGGAAUGAUCAGUGGACUGACAUUAGCCUGUGGUGUAGAGGAAUUGGCAUGCAAUCAUUUGGCAACAAUACAGGCAUUAGCAUAUGGUACAAAGCACAUUCUAGAAGCAUUGAAGGCUGCAGGACACCAGGUUGAGAUGAUGUUUAUGUGUGGUGGAUUGGCCAAGAACUCGGUAUAUGUACAAACUCAUGCAGAUGUCACUGGUAUACCAAUAAUGCUGCCAGACCAAACAGAGUCAGUCUUGUUAGGUUCAGCAAUACUGGGGGCACUUGCAUCUGGAGACUUUAACUCAAUUCAGGAUGCCAUGGCAAAGAUGUGUGGAGCUGGAAAAAUUGUGUAUCCUCAGGAACAAUGUCAAGAUUUUCACAAGAGGAAAUAUCAGGUGUUUUUGAAAAUGUUGGAACAUCAGAGAGAAUACAACAAGAUAAUGACACACUGACUGCCACAGUGGCUUGCAGGGAAAUGUGGGGUCUACGUGGCAUUUCUUUUGCCUUCUUUAGAUACUUUUUGGUGCUUCCAUAGAGGCCAUUCACUACACUUAAAAUUUUUCAUAUAAAACAUAUCUACUUUAAGACAAAUGCAGUAAAUUGGAGGAUGAAAAGGGCCAUUCAUUACCUGUGGAUGGACACAUUAUAUUCAUUUUAGAGUUUAAAUUUUUUAGGGGUUCAACUUAUACUUACUAC
Molecule: messenger RNA, 1967 nt
Organism: Lingula anatina
Lineage: Eukaryota; Metazoa; Brachiopoda; Lingulata; Lingulida; Lingulidae
Product: FGGY carbohydrate kinase domain-containing protein
Biological process (GO): carbohydrate phosphorylation; pentose metabolic process
Cellular component (GO): cytoplasm
Molecular function (GO): D-ribulokinase activity
Source: RefSeq, a predicted model, not a curated record